Molecule: messenger RNA, 2167 nt
Organism: Brachypodium distachyon (stiff brome)
Lineage: Eukaryota; Viridiplantae; Streptophyta; Magnoliopsida; Poales; Poaceae
Product: probable carboxylesterase 18
Exons: 1
Coding region: 103-1140 (345 amino acids)
Molecular function (GO): hydrolase activity
Source: RefSeq, a predicted model, not a curated record
UACUACUAGUAGUAGUUAAGAUAUACAGAGGACAGAGUGAGCUAGCUCGAUGCACACCCUCCUGUAGUACAGGCUGAGCAACCAAGCUUGGCGAGAGAAUUAAUGGCGGACGGCACGCGCGAGCAGCUCCGGGCGCGCGUGCGGGCGGCGCUGCCAUGGAAGGUGCGGCUGCAGCUCUUUCGGCUCGAGGCGGCCUUUGAUGUCACGCAGCGCCGCCGAGACGGCACAGUCAACCGCUGCCUCUUCAACCUGAUCGCCGAUCGCCGCCAAGUGCCUGCCGACGACGCCUCUGGCGGGGUCCGCUCCGUCGACGUCAUGGUCAACGCCUCCACCGGCGUGACGGUGAGGGUCUUCUUUGCUGCUCCCGAGCCGACGGCACCGUCUCCGCUGCGUCCGGUGGUCGUCUACUUCCACGGUGGCGGCUUCACGGUGUUCUCCGCGGCCACGGGCCCCUUGGACGCCCUCUGCCGCACCAUCUGCCGCGACGCCGGCGCGGUCGUCGUGUCCGUCAGCUACCGCCUCGCGCCCGAGCACCGCUACCCCGCCGCCUACGACGACGGGGAAGCCGUGCUCCGCUACCUCGCCGCCAACGCCGCCGGCCUCCCCGUCCCCAUCGACCUCUCCCGCUGCUUCCUCGCCGGCGACAGCGCGGGGGGCAAUAUCGUGCACCACGUCGCCCACCGCUGGACGGCCUCGCCGCCUCCAACCGACACCUCCAUCCGCCUCGCCGGGGUCAUGCUGAUCGCCGCCUUCUUCGGCGGCGAGGAGAGGACGGACUCGGAGCUCGCCCUCGAAGGCGUCGCACCGAUCAUGAACCUUCGGCGGUCGGACUUCUGGUGGAAGGCGUUCCUGCCGGUGGGUGCCGACAGGAACCACCCGACGGCGCACGUGACGGGGGAGGCGGGGCCGGAGCCGGAGCUGGCUGAGGCGUUCCCGCCGGCGAUGGUGGUCGUUGGCGGGCUAGACCCGCUGCAGGACUGGGAGCGACGCUACGCCGCCAUGCUUCGGCGGAAGGGCAAGGCGGUGAGGGUCGUGGAGUUCCCGGAAGCCGUGCACGGUUUCUACUUCUUCCUGGCGCUGCCCGAGUCCGGCAAGCUCAUUGCCGAGAUCAGCGCGUUCGUACAGAGCGUUACGCCGUAGUCUACUGCAGCGUAGAGGACUUAUUAGAGAUGAUAACGAGAGCGGUAAUUCUACCGGUUGCGUCAUGCCGUCAUGUACCGAUGCGUGCAGACUAGGUGGAGUAUUAGGAAGGGGUAUAAUAGACUUUUCACACUAAAAGAAAAAAGAAAAAAAUAUACUACUCCGCAUCAGAUUUCUCCCGAUCGGCCGCAGUGCCGCACUCCUCUGAAGCGCCUGCGGCGCCCUCCACGCGGCGUUUCGCCGCUGCUGUCCUCGCCCUCCUACAUCGCCGCCGCCGCUCGCCGCCCAGCCCAUGCCGCGUCACCUCGGCCCCCUCCUCGCAACGCGCUGCUGCCGCUCGCCGCCAAGCCCGUGCCGCCUGCCUCGGCGCCUUUCUCGCAGCGCGUCGCUGCUGCUCCCCACCAAUCCAGCGCCGGCGACCUCCUCGCAGCGCCGCCGCCGCCGUUCAGGGAUUCAUGCCGCACGCCGGCGACUUCCAUCUCGCAGAGCUUCUUCAUAGCUUGCUCGCCGACAGCAACAUGGAGGCAGGAGAUGGCGCACUUCUUGGUCGUGUUCCUGGGGCUCGGGUCCAGCAGCUGCGGCAGGUUCGGCUCGGUCUUCUCGUCCUUUCCCUCUCGUCCGUCGGGCAGCCGCCCAUCAACGUCGACGUCAGUGCCGCGCCCGCGGCCUCGCGCGCGCGCCCGAAGGAAAGCCGCAGCACCAGAAGCGACGGAGGAGGGAGAUUGGGAGGCGGCCUGAGGCGGCGGAGAGACCUCGGGAGGCGGCUUGCGGCGGCGGAGGCCCCUUGGAGGCAGUAUGCGGCGGCGGACGGGGAGAGAAGAGGAAACGGCGAAAAUGAAGAGAGAAGCCACGCGAUUUUUUUAAACUUUAUUUUACAUUUUUAUGCUGCCUGUCGAUACUCCGUUCGUUCGUGGGCAAUCCUCCGUUCGGUUACUCCAUGUCCUAUUCGGGAGUAUCAACUGAUUUGAGCUUUAGAUCAAAAUAAAUUAACGGUCCUCAUUAAUUUCAGGGUACCGCAGCAAGCUCA